Mus pahari (shrew mouse) is the source of this 2316-nucleotide messenger RNA. It is a transcript of the gene Rbm48, whose product is annotated as RNA binding motif protein 48. Gene Ontology annotation, cellular component: nucleoplasm. Gene Ontology annotation, molecular function: nucleic acid binding. The record is from RefSeq and is a predicted model, not a curated record. The coding region runs from base 474 to 1589 and encodes 371 amino acids. NCBI's taxonomy places the organism in Eukaryota, Metazoa, Chordata, Mammalia, Rodentia, Muridae. The transcript has 5 exons.
AGUGGUGUCCGCGUCCCGCCAGCGCGUUACCUGCAGCAGGUGAAGCUGGACCACGAGGCGCCGCGGCAGAUGCAGGAAGCAGUCCCGAGCGUUCGUGAAGGCCACCGUCACCACCGCCCCCCCAGACCCCGCACCCGCUAAGCGAUCGCCGCUCCACAUUGUCCCAAGGUUCAACUCUCACCGGAGAGCGGAGUCCACCCGCUUCCCGUCAGGCCAGGCCGUCGGAACCCGAGAACAUCGAUCGGGCCCGCCCCCCUCUUCCCACGCCCGGCCGCUGUCACCCUCGGGUCUCUCCUCCGAGGCUCUAGGGGGCGGCACGUCGCUCGUCGAAUUCUCGCUCUCAGGAGACGAUCGUCGAUGGGGUCGAUCCUCCAGCCAAUCCUCGCACGCCCGGCCCAUCCUGCUCUCUGAUUGGACUCAGAGGAGCGCGGCUGGCGGAUGUUGUUCUGGCGCGGGGGGCUGGAGCCGGCAAGAUGGCAUCCAGUGACGGGAAACCUGGCGGCGUAUUCGAGCACCACGUCCAGACGGCUGUGUGUGACUCGCGAGCCAAAUACCGGGAGGGCCGACGCCCUCGCGCGGUCAAGGUAUAUACAAUCAAUUUGGAGUCUCAGUACUUGCUGAUACAAGGCGUUCCUGCAGUGGGAGCCAUGAAGGAGUUAGUUGAGCGAUUUGCUCUGUAUGGUGCGAUUGAACAGUAUAAUGCUCUCGAUGAGUACCCGGCGGAAGACUUUACGGAAGUUUAUCUCAUUAAAUUUGUGAAAUUACAAAGUGCAAGGGUAGCUAAGAAAAAGAUGGAUGAACAGAGUUUCUUUGGAGGGUUACUUCAUGUGUGCUAUGCUCCAGAAUUUGAGACAGUUGAAGAAACUAGAAAAAAAUUACAAGAAAGAAAGGCUUAUAUUACAAGAGUUACUAAUAACCAAGACUAUUACAUGGUGAAGAAGAAACCAGUUCCAGAGCAGAAAGGAACAAAAGAGUCUAGACAAGAUUUCCAUCCACCUAUGCCUGGGUGUGGUACAGCUGCUUUAAACACAUCUCCUGAGAGUCCUCCAGUGAACGCAAGGCCUUGUCUUCCUUAUUCUUGUGAACUCCCUUUAAGCUAUUUUGCCUCCAAAAGCUCAUGUUCACCUGGGGAACAUGUGGACAGGGCAUCAGUCUCCUGUAGUACUGCUAGGAACCACGGUGUACUGCCAAAGCCUCGAGACCACAGUGCCUUUUCUCCAAAGCUACGGAUGAACUCUUACAAAAACUCCGUCCCUUGCUCUAGUGUGCAAGAGGCCAUUGCUACCUCACAGGCAGUUGGCAGGUUCAUGCCUAGGACAACGCAGCUGCAGGAGAGGAAACGGCGGCGAGACUAUGAUCGAGAACUGGGAACGUUGCUUGAAGCAAACACAAGCAGUACUGAGGUUUUGAUUGGACCUAAGUUACCAGGUAUUCCCACAGUAGAUCUGCAGGAUGACUCCUUGAAUACAACGGCAAACUUAAUUCGGAGUAAACUUAAAGAGGUGAUUUCAUCUGUGCCAAAGCCUCCAGAGGACAAUAUAAAAGACGUGCGCACAAGUCAUCCAGGAAAACAAAGAAGAAGAAUAUAGCUUGUCAGCUGUCAGCGGGGAGUUAAUCUCGCCUUCUCUUUUUUCUUUUGAAUCAGGGUCUCACUGGAUAGCUCUGGCGGACUCUCUAUGUAGACCAGGCUGGCCUGAGGGCUGGUGCCUCUACCCCCAGCUAAAUUGGUGUGUUCUGGAGAGAUUCUUUUUUAUGUUAGGCCCAUUUUAAUUCUUUCAGGCAUCUUGCUACUGCUGUUUUAAAGUUUUUUCUUUUAAACCAGUUGCAAAUGUUUCCAUCUUUCUUGGAUCUACACACAAUGUGGCAGAGACUAUUCUUUUCAUACCGUAUUUGUUCUUAUGUUAAACUAUGUAAAUUGAUUGAAACAAAUGGAGAAACACGUAAUGCAAAUAAGGCAAUCAGGGUCUCAUUUUAAUUCAGGUAUUGAGCAAUCUGUGUUCAAAGACUGGCAGGGGGGUUGUUUUUGAACACCAGGGCUUCAAAGUGAAAGCAGAACUGUAGAGAAAAAAUGCCAACAAAUGUUACAGCAACAUUGAUAUUAGAAACACAUUUUUAAGAAAGCAGCAUACAUAAUGUAACUUCUAAGACUAAUUUAAAUUGAUUAUGGUGAUGUAAAAAACUAAUUUUGGAAGUUCUAGAUUUCUACACGGUCAGCAUGUCUAUACUCUUUCUUCUGUCAGCAGGCUACAGUAUAAUUUUUCAGGCUAUUUCUAUUUGUUUUCUUGGAAAAAAUAAACUGAGAAGGCACAUGCUACA